AUGUUCGCUGAUAUUGUUUAUGAAAGCGGCGAUGAAUAUAUCCAAAAUUCUGACGAUAUAAAAGCAGCAUGUUUAGUAAUUAUCCCAUGUCUCAUUGGUUUCAUUAUGGCGAUAAUCGCUCUUCGUGGAUGUUAUGUUAUUCCAUCGAUGAAUUCGUCAUUUGGAUAUUUGAUGAGAUAUCAAUUGAUUUCUCUUCUAAUUGCACCGCUGAAUAGUGCUGUUUUCUACCUAUUCGGUGUAGUUUUGUGAGUUUUAUAGGUCCUCUAAGUCCAACAACUUCUUAUUUAAAGUGACAUCAAAUACAUAAUUUAUAAAUCACGAUCUUUUGGGUUGAUUUCAACAACUCUAAUUCCUAUGAUUUUGUCUCAAUAUCUAAUGAUUUCUAUCAAUCGAUUAUUUGCACUUGUCACUCCAGUUCAUUACUCAAAAAUUUAUGAUCCGAAAUUGCGAAGAAUCUAUGUUUUUGCUUGUUGGAUAAUUCCUAUUGUUUAUACAGUUUCAUUCACGUCUUACUGUAGGAGUUUCAAAAUUUUUUUGAAUUUAUUGUGUAUUUUUAGAUGAUUGUGGUUAUAAGUUCUACCAUUAUGGUUGGGUAUUCUCGUUUGUGAUUUCUGACACUUGCGGCACAAAAUUCGAAGUUUUACUGCGUGGAGUCCAAGGAAUUCUAGCCAACACAAUAUUUAUCAUUGACAUUAUCACAAUGUUUUUAUUAGUCUGUUUUGGGGUAAGCUAAAAAUUUAUGUAAUUCACUUUUUCGAAUGAGUGCCUUCAGAAUCGUGUUUUCAAAAAUAAAAGUGCACAAGUUCGAAAGCGUGAAAUCAAUUUCGGUCAACAAGUCAUCAUUCAAGGUUUUGUUUUCAUGAUUCAUGGUCUCUGGUACAGUUUAGCCUAUAAAUUGUUUCCUCAAAGUAUCCCAGAAAAUUGGCGGAUAUUUUGGACGACCUCAUUUUCAGCCAGCUUACUUCAUGUUUUUGGAACGUGAGUUAUUCCUGAUUUUGAUUUUCAGAAGAAAAAGAUUUUGCAGCGCUGUAAUUUUCAUUUUCAAUAAUGAAUUUUCAAAAUGGCUGCGAGGUGACAAGACGAGUUGGAUCAUUUCUACAAGCACUGUUACAGCUAUAAAAAAGUAA
Caenorhabditis angaria is the source of this 1127-nucleotide messenger RNA. Lineage: Eukaryota; Metazoa; Nematoda; Chromadorea; Rhabditida; Rhabditidae. The record is from the annotation of a GenBank genome assembly.